GAUAGGCAGCACUGAUGAAGUGGCAUGGAUAGAUAGCACAGAUGGGCACUGAUAGGAGGCACUGGUGAGCUGGCACUGAUGAUGCUGCACUGAUAGGUGGCAUUUAUGGGCGACACUGAUGGGCGGCACUGCUGGGCAGCACUGAUGGGUGGUACUGCUGGGCACAGGUGGAUGGCACUGAUGGACACAGGUGGGUGGCACUGCAGGGCACAGGUGGGUAACACUGAUGGGCACUGAUGGGUGGCACUGAUGGGUACAGGUGGGUGGCACUGAUGGAACAGGUGGGUGGCACAGGUGGGAGG
Messenger RNA from Staurois parvus, 302 nucleotides. The record is from the annotation of a GenBank genome assembly. NCBI's taxonomy places the organism in Eukaryota, Metazoa, Chordata, Amphibia, Anura, Ranidae.